This is a messenger RNA of Vitis vinifera (wine grape), 1636 nucleotides long. RefSeq lists its product as uncharacterized. Lineage: Eukaryota; Viridiplantae; Streptophyta; Magnoliopsida; Vitales; Vitaceae. The coding region runs from base 116 to 1303 and encodes 395 amino acids. Gene Ontology annotation, molecular function: protein binding. The transcript has a single exon. The record is from RefSeq and is a predicted model, not a curated record.
AAAAAACUGUAAUCACAAUCCAUUAUUUAUCCAAAUACUUCACAAACCGCCAACUGAACUGCAACUAUAUAAGUGGGACAAACUUGAUUGUUCUACAAUCCAACUCUGCUGUGACAUGGACAAUCACCGGCCCACUGUCGGCUUCUCCUGCCUUCCAUCAGAGCUUCUUCAGAGCAUUUUCCUCCGCCUCGCUCUGCCGGAUAUCGUCCGUCUUAGAUCAAUCAACAAGUCCAUUGCCUCCAUUGUAUCUGACAAAGACUUUGUUCGUGACUGCAACACUCAGUUCUUAUCCGCCAAUUGGCUUUUCAUUUACAGCAAGGGAUGGCGUCGUGACUCGGUUCUUCACGGCUUCACCGAUCAGUCUGAUCACUGGUUCAAGAUUCCGAUUGCCGGAUUAUUGAUGCCGGUGAUUCAUGCAACUGAAGAUCUCUAUUUUCUGGCUGCAUCGGGGAAUUUUUUCUUGUUUGUGUCCAACACUCGCAAGGAACUCCUUUCGGUAAACCUUAUGAAAAGGACCGUUAAGAAAAUCCCUCCAAGCCCAUUGGGCCCACGUGGUACUUCUUCGUGGCGGCGGUCCGGCAUGAAAUUAGUGGCUGGGCCGCCUGGUUCGGACUCUUUCCGGUUUUUAUUUGCUGAGUUGGUGGAGAACCGUCCGAUCAUGUUCGAAUACAACUCGGAUGAUGACAAGUGGCAAAGCAUGGAAGCAGAAGAAAACCAUGGGGAUUUGCCGCGUGUCUUUGAAGGAGCGGGUCCCUUGAUUUUCUUAAGCGUGGUUAAUGGAACGAAUGAAAGCGUGGUGCUAGCCAUCGGAUCCCAAGGCAACAACACACCAGUGGUUCUAAGGCCAAGGUUUAGUGGAGGAGCAAUUGAGCAGCGGCAAGUGGCCGUUGGAUUUAGUUGGGGGAAUGGGAUCAAUCGGUUACAAGUGUACGGUGAUGGAUACAUGAUGAUUGUCAGAUCAGAUGACGUGGAUGAUGGUAAUACAAAGGAGAGGGUGUUGAAGGAGAUAGAAAUGUGGGGGUUGAGCCCGAAUGGAAGACGGUGGGAGCGUAUUUCAAAGCUCCCAGGGGCUACAAUGGAGCAAAUAAAGAGAGCGUAUGGAGUGAUAAUGGGGUGUGUAGAGGAAAGGAACGGGACAAUCAGGGCCCUACUGAUGUCUAAUUACCGAGGCUUAUGGCACAUAAUUUGGCUAUCUUAUGAUAUAGGAAGGGAUGAUUGGACGUUGCUCCCCCUCCCUGAUUUCGAUAUGAAGGGUUUGAACAUGGCCGGAAUCACCUUCUCCUCUGGGCUCACCUUGGUCUGACUCUGAUUAAUUGGCAUCUCUACAACUUGACUCUGAAUGUUUCAUUCUCCCUUAAAAGUGUGGGCUGAAAAGGUCGUAUGGGUUUGACUUUAGCCCAACACAUUAGGAAUAUGGGCUUACACAGGGGACAUGAGGGUGGUUUUAUUCCACAAUGCAUAGGCCCAUAACUAAGGGAGGAAAACGUGAGGAAGGUGCCUUGUUCAAAUUCAUAAAACGUGGACGCUUCUAACUCAAGUGUUAUAAAAGGUGAUAUGGUAUUUCACUGAAUUUUGUUUAUUAUGGUAAGAGUAAUAAUAUUUUCUGUCAUCUCGAUUUGUAUUUUGUGAUGAUUAA